AUGGGCAGGCUAAUGAAACUUGCGACUUGCUCGCUGAACCAGUGGGCGUUGGAUUUCGAAGGCAAUCUCGCCCGCAUCAAGCAGAGCAUCCACCAGGCCAAAUCCCAAGGCUGUACCUUGCGAGUUGGUCCCGAACUCGAGAUCUGCGGUUAUGGCUGUCUGGACCACUUCCUUGAAGAGGAUAUAUACACUCACAGCUGGGAGAAGCUCCUCGACCUUUUAACGGACGAGAGCUGCCAUGGCAUCCUCAUCGAUGUGGGAAUGCCGAUUCAGCACAAGAACAAUCGUUACAAUUGUCGUGUUAUCGCAUUGGAUGGCAAGAUUCUUCUAAUCCGGCCUAAACUUUUCCUUGCCAACGAUGGAAACUACCGUGAAAUGCGGUACUUUAUCCCCUGGCGCCCAAAGCUGGUCGAGGACUUCUAUCUUCCCGAGCCCAUUGCCCGCCACCAGGGAAGCCACACCGUCAAGAUAGGUGACGCUGUAAUCCAGACGAAGGAUACAUGCCUGGGAGCGGAAACCUGCGAAGAACUCUUCACUCCUCGCGCGCCUCACAUUGAAAUGUCCCUGGACGGUGUCGAGAUCUUCACCAACUCCUCCGGUUCUCAUCACUCCCUCCGGAAACUGGAUCAGCGCAUGUCACUCAUUCUUGGAGCAACAGCUUUGAGCGGCGGUGUCUAUCUCUAUGCUAACCAACAGGGUUGUGACGGGGACCGCUUGUACUACGAUGGAUGUGCGAUGAUUGUGGUAAACGGCAAGAUAGUCGCUCAGGGGUCGCAGUUCAGUUUGAAUGAUGUCGAGGUCGUCUCUGCGGUCAUCGAUAUCCAGGAAGUACGGAGUGCGAGAUUUGCUCCCUCACGUGGGCUGCAAUCUCUCACUACUCAGGCGGCGUAUCAGCGUGUCGAAACGGACUUCAGUCUUUCUUGGGGUCUGGAUUUCGACCCUUCUGUUACCCCUUCCGAGAAACGGCCACCGCGGAUUCAUCUGCCUGAAGAAGAGAUUGCGUCGGGCCCUGCCUGCUGGCUGUGGGACUAUUUGAGACGAAGCAAGGCGGCUGGUUUCUUUAUCCCGCUUUCAGGAGGGAUAGAUUCGUGUUCGACGGCCACUUUGGUGUUCUCCAUGUGUCGCAUCGUCAUGCAAGCCCUAAAGGACGGUAACAAGCAAGUAGAAGGGGAUGUAAAGCGUUUGACAGGGGCCUUCGAGGACCCCGAGUGGAUGCCGAAGACCGCACAAGAACUCUGCAAUAAAAUCCUUCACACCUGUUAUAUGGGCAUGGAAACCCAAUCGAGCCAGGAAACCCGCUCCAGAGCCGAGCGACUAGCCAAAGACAUCGGGGCCUACCACACCGACCUGAACAUCGACAGCGUCUUCCACGCCGAGAAGAACCUCCUCACUCAGGCCACAGGCUUCGAGCCCAACUUCAAGGUCCAUGGCGGCACAGUAGCGGAGAACCUUGCUCUCCAGAACAUCCAAGCUCGCACCCGCAUGGUCACAGCAUACUACUUCGCACAGCUCCUCCCCACGGUCCGCAACCGCAAAGGCGGCGGCAGUCUCCUCGUGCUCGGCUCUGGCAACGUCGACGAGUGUCUCCGCGGCUACCUCACAAAGUACGAUUGCUCCUCCGCCGACAUCAACCCCAUUGGCAGCAUCUCCAAGACCGAUCUCAAGCGCUUCAUCCGCUGGGCCUGUAUUGAAUUCCAACUGCCCAUCCUUGAGGAGUUCAUCAAUGCUACGCCUACUGCGGAGCUCGAGCCCAUCACUUCGGAUUAUGUGCAAUCUGAUGAGGCCGAUAUGGGAAUGACAUAUGCAGAGCUUUCGAUAUUCGGCAAGCUGAGGAAGGAGGACAAGUUGGGACCUUAUAGUAUGUUCUUGAGGUUGUUGCAUGAUUGGAAGGAGCAGUAUGGGCCUAGGGAGGUGGCGGAUAAGGUCAAGAGGUUCCAUCAUUUUUAUGCAAUUAAUAGGCAUAAGAUGACCACGAUGACCCCUGCGUAUCAUGCUGAGGGAUAUUCUCCUGAUGAUAACCGCUUCGACCUGAGACCCUUCUUGUAUCCCGCUUUCUUCUCUAGCUGGAGCUUCAAGAAGAUUGAUGAGGUUGUGGACAAAUUGGAAAAAGGGCAGAGUAUAUAAAUGCGUGUACGCAGGGAAACAAAACGCACACGGAUCAGCCACCCUGCCUGACCAUCCGAAACGGUUCAAACAGACGCUAGAAC
Molecule: messenger RNA, 2207 nt
Organism: Westerdykella ornata
Lineage: Eukaryota; Fungi; Ascomycota; Dothideomycetes; Pleosporales; Sporormiaceae
Product: NAD+ synthetase
Exons: 5
Coding region: 1-2124 (707 amino acids)
Biological process (GO): NAD+ biosynthetic process
Cellular component (GO): cytoplasm
Molecular function (GO): ATP binding; NAD+ synthase (glutamine-hydrolyzing) activity; glutaminase activity
Source: RefSeq, a predicted model, not a curated record